Messenger RNA from Odobenus rosmarus divergens (Pacific walrus), 1922 nucleotides. RefSeq names its product glycerol kinase 2 (gene GK2). The coding region runs from base 77 to 1735 and encodes 552 amino acids. Lineage: Eukaryota; Metazoa; Chordata; Mammalia; Carnivora; Odobenidae. Gene Ontology annotation, biological process: glycerol metabolic process; triglyceride metabolic process; glycerol-3-phosphate biosynthetic process. The transcript has a single exon. Gene Ontology annotation, cellular component: mitochondrion. The record is from RefSeq and is a predicted model, not a curated record. Gene Ontology annotation, molecular function: glycerol kinase activity.
UUGCGUGCCCCUCCCCCCCACAACACUUUCAUCACCUGGAAACGGCACCAGAGCCGCAGAGCGGCCGACUGGUUUCAUGGCAGCCCAGAAGAAAGCAGUUGUGGGGCCGUUGGUGGGGGCGGUGGUCCAAGGGACUAAUUCCACUCGCUUUCUGGUUUUCAAUUCAAAAACAGCGGAUCUACUUAGUCACCAUCAAGUGGAAUUAACACAAGAGUUCCCAAAAGAAGGAUGGGUGGAACAAGACCCAAAGGAAAUUCUUCAGUCUGUCUAUGAGUGUAUAGAGAGAACGUGUCAGAAACUUGUUGAACUGAACAUUGAUAUAUCCAACAUAAAAGCUAUUGGUGUCAGCAAUCAGAGGGAAACCACUGUAAUCUGGGACAAGUUAACUGGAGAGCCACUCUACAAUGCUGUGGUGUGGCUUGAUCUAAGAACCCAGCCUACCGUUGAAAAUCUUAGUAAAAAAAUUCCAGGAAAUAAUAACUUUGUCAAGUCCAAGACAGGCCUUCCACUUAGCACUUACUUCAGUGCAGUGAAACUUCGUUGGAUUCUUGACAAUGUGAGGCAAGCUCAAAAGGCUGUUGAAGAAGGUAGAGCUCUUUUUGGUACCAUUGAUUCAUGGCUUAUCUGGAGUUUGACAGGAGGAGUUAAUGGAGGUGUCCAUUGUACAGAUGUAACAAAUGCAAGCAGGACAAUGCUUUUCAACAUCCAUUCUUUGGAAUGGGAUAAAGAGCUCUGUGACUUUUUUGAGAUUCCAAUGGACAUUCUUCCAAAUGUAUGGAGCUCUUCUGAGAUUUAUGGCCUAAUGAAAGCUGGGACCUUGGAAGGUGUGCCGAUAUCUGGGUGCUUGGGGGACCAGUCAGCUGCACUGGUAGGACAAAUGUGCUUCCAAGAGGGACAAGCCAAAAACACGUAUGGGACUGGCUGUUUCUUACUAUGUAAUACAGGUCAUAAGUGUGUAUUUUCUGAACAUGGCCUUCUGACCACAGUGGCUUAUAAACUAGGCAGAGACAAGCCAGUAUGUUAUGCACUGGAAGGUUCUGUUGCUAUAGCUGGUGCUGUUAUUCGCUGGUUAAGAGACAAUCUUGGAAUUAUAAAGACCUCAGAAGAAAUUGAAACACUUGCUAAAGACGUAGGUACUUCUUACGGCUGCUAUUUUGUGCCAGCCUUUUCAGGGUUAUAUGCACCAUAUUGGGAGCCCAGUGCAAGAGGAAUAAUCUGUGGUCUCACUCAGUUUACCAGUAAAAAUCAUAUUGCUUUUGCUGCAUUAGAAUCUGUUUGUUUCCAAACCCGAGAGAUUUUGGAUGCCAUGAACCGUGACUGUGGAGUUCCCUUCACUCAUUUGCAGGUAGAUGGAGGAAUGACCAACAACAAAAUUCUUAUGCAACUACAAGCAGACAUUCUGCAUAUUCCAGUAAUGAAGCCCUCUAUGACUGAAACAACUGCACUGGGAGCUGCCAUGGUUGCAGGAGCUGCAGAAGGGGUGGGCAUUUGGAGUCUUAAACCCGAGGAUUUGUCAGUCAUCAUUAUGGAACGGUUCGAGCCACAGAUCAAGGUGACAGAAAGUGAAAUUCGUUAUGCUACGUGGAAGAAAGCUGUGAUGAAGUCAAUGGGCUGGGUUAUAACUCAGUCUGAAAAUGGCGAUCCUACCAUCUUCUCUAGUCUGCCCUUGGGCUUUUUUAUAGUGAGUAGCAUGAUAAUGUUAAUUGGAGCAAGAUAUAUCUCAGGUAUACCAUAAUAAUACCAAGAUGGAUUCCCAACAUGUGAGCUUUUUACAUAAUGAAAGAAUCCAGCAAGUCUGCCUCUUAAUAUGAUGAUGCUAUCAUAGACUCUGAUUUUAUUUAUAAACCACUUGCUGCAUGACUGAUGGGAACCCCAAAAGUAGACCUGUGGCUUGAAAUAAAUAAAUUACAGUAAAAAACACU